CGAACAUUCACUUUCUCCCUUGAAGCCUUUCUUUUUCCUCCCGCCCCUCCCAGUUUGUUUUGGCCUUUAGGGUUCGGUUUCAAUUUACAAAGAAUACAGGAAGGCAAAGCAGUCACUCACUCGUGGAAUCCGUCGCGCCGAAUUGUUAAAGGUUCCUGGGCAAGGUCAGCAAGCUAAAAGCUUAUCUCAAGCCUCUAGAGAUGGGAGAAGUAAAUUUCAUGCAAGAGGACGAUAUUCGAUUGGAGACUACACGUGCAAGAUUUGCAAAUGUUGUCAAAAGGAACGCCCAACUUACAGAGCGUCUCUCCAGGGAUUCUGAUAAGAUGAUAUAUGAGCGUCUGCAAAAAGAAUUUGAAGCUUCAAGAGCUUCUCAAAGUCGAGAGAUUAACUUAGAUAGUGAACAGUGGAAUGACGGGCUAUUAGCUACAAUAAGAGAGCAGGUUCAUAUGGAGGCUGACAGAAAGGCCACAUCUGGGGACACAAACAACAUUCCAACAUCUCAUUUCCAGGAAAAGGUUACUUACAGAGUCGGAAAUAAGGUGAUUUGUUGUUUGGAAGGGACAAGAAUCGGCAUACUAUAUGAGACAUCUUUUGCAGGGGAACCUUGUGAGCUGUAUCAUUGUGUGCUAGAGAGCAAGUCUUUUCUUGAAAAGAUGACUGUCAUUGAACAUACAAUUCCUUUCUUUCUGCCACUACGAGAAGUAGAAAAUGAUCUUCUUUCUUCUAAUGCCAUGACGUUUAUAGAUCAUAUUGGAGAAUUAUUGCAUGCUUAUGUGGACAGGCGUGAACAGGUUCGGCUUGUUAAGGAGCUGUAUGGAAAUCAAAUAGGAGAGAUGUAUCAUAGUCUUCCGUACCACAUGAUUGAAUUUGCACUUGAUGAUUCUGAUUGCAAGGUGACAAUCAGUCUUAGAUAUCCAGAUCUUGUUUCUGUUCUUCCGACUCGAGUAAAAGUUCUAGUGUGGCCAAUGCAUCAAUUUAAGAAGAAUCAUACAAGCUCCGCCGGAGCAAUAGGCUCCCAACCUAUUCCAGCUCGAUUAUCUUAUGCGGAAGAUGCUUUGAGAACCAUGAGCUUACCAGAAGCAUAUGCGGAGAUUGUGUUGAAUCUACCACAAGCGCUGCAGCAAAUAUUUCAGGUUGGGAGCCCUAGUUAGCACUUCACUUCACUUUCCUUUCAGUAUGUGCUGUACAAAAGUUGUAUGGGUUGUAUAGGAUGACCUACAUGCAUAUAUACUUAUGAAUCAUCGAGUAUUGUUGGAUUUCCAUCAUUUAGUUAGUAUAGAGGAACAUCCCCAAUUUCUUAUUACCAUGCUUUACUUCACCAUUAUGGUUCUUUUUGUUUUUCUUACUGCCCACAAAUUUUUUGGUGGAUAAACUUGAUUUUAUUUAUGCAAAGAAAGCAACAGUGUUCUGCUUAAA
Molecule: messenger RNA, 1416 nt
Organism: Hibiscus syriacus
Lineage: Eukaryota; Viridiplantae; Streptophyta; Magnoliopsida; Malvales; Malvaceae
Product: centromere protein O-like
Exons: 13
Coding region: 201-1151 (316 amino acids)
Cellular component (GO): kinetochore; Mis6-Sim4 complex
Source: RefSeq, a predicted model, not a curated record